Adineta ricciae is the source of this 1389-nucleotide messenger RNA. Lineage: Eukaryota; Metazoa; Rotifera; Eurotatoria; Adinetida; Adinetidae. The record is from the annotation of a GenBank genome assembly.
AUGGCAGACAAAGCAGGUCAGUUCGAAAAUCUUUCCGAUGAACUACUCCUAGAAAUCUUUCAAUAUCUGCACGCUUUGGACCUUUUCACAGCAUUUUCUUCUCUCAAUAAUCAUUUUACGUCGAUUUUAUCAUCAGUGAAACUUCACGUUGUUAUUAAUGAUCUUCAUUCUCAUCAUCACGUUCAAUUUCUCUCUUCAUUUCUUCAUCAACAUGCUCAUCAAGUAAUUUCGAUUUCCCUUCAUGAUCAACUUCAUAAUAUGUCGUCAGUUAUACAUUUUCUUUUCAAUCAACAUUCUUUCGAAAAUCUGCGCCAUUGUACAUUCAGUUCAAUUUCAUCGACAACAGAACUUAUUACACUCGUUGAUCAACUGAAAUUAUGUACUAAACUGAUCUCAUUUAAAAUAUUUCAACCAUUUGAUUUGCCGCUAUCUUCUGACAUUAAAAAACAGUUAAUAUCCAUUGCUUUACAACACGUUCCUCCAAAAUUUCAGUCAGUUGAUUUGUCCUUUUGGUGCUAUGCUGCACAUUUCCUUGUGAAUAAUUCAAUCAAUUCAACAUUAACAAGACUCCAUGUCCUACUCACAGGAUCUAUUGCUGUCUGCUCGAUCUAUAGUGUUCUUUAUAUACUACGUAUGUACUACGCAUUACGAGUAUUUUACAUUGACAUAAAAGAUGACGAGCAUGCAAGUGAUCAACAACUUAUAAGACCAAGAUUACUGACCUCGUUUGUUACACAUCCGCCAAUAGUGUUAUCACUGACGUCGUUUUACUUGCAUAUAAUAUCAUUUUGUGAUUUGGAAUCGUUACGUGUUGUUUUACGUUGCAUGCCAAAUCUUCGUCAAUUGGUUCUUACUAUUGUUCCUACACCAUCAAUUCUACCCAGAUAUGCAGAUAUAUUCAAAGGUGAUGAAUGGGAAAAAUUAUUAACAUCGCUUUUUUCGCAACUGAAUCUGUUUGACUUGCUUGUAAGUGUUGAAUAUCCGACUCUUCCGCUUGAUCCAGCAGUUAUUGUCAAUUCUUUUGACUGUUUCACUAAGAAAUAUGAUGAUUGGCAGUUGCUUUCCCGAGAUACAAACAAAUUAAUCGAACGAUUUCCAUCGCUUGUUCAUUUGGAAUUUCAAUUGAGCUUUGGCAAAGAAUUGCCACCACUUCUCGAUAUUUUCCUCGGUGGUCUGCCUGACCUAGUUCACAUAAGGGUGCAUUUCGAUCUGAUACGACUAGUUCAAAAUGAAAAACAUUGUAUUGAUUACAUCGCCAAAAAACGUCGCACAGCAUUUCCGUGGAUUGCCUGCAAUGCAGAGGAUAUUUCUGUUAGAAUUGUCAGAAAAACUGUGAAUAUCUAUUUGAAAGGUUGUUCAAUGUGUACAAACAACGCAAAUCAUUGCUAG